This is a messenger RNA of Saccharomyces kudriavzevii IFO 1802, 4962 nucleotides long. RefSeq names its product clathrin heavy chain (gene CHC1). Gene Ontology annotation, biological process: receptor-mediated endocytosis; intracellular protein transport; Golgi to endosome transport. The transcript has a single exon. Gene Ontology annotation, molecular function: structural molecule activity; clathrin light chain binding. Gene Ontology annotation, cellular component: clathrin coat of trans-Golgi network vesicle; actin cortical patch; clathrin coat of coated pit. The record is from RefSeq and is a predicted model, not a curated record. NCBI's taxonomy places the organism in Eukaryota, Fungi, Ascomycota, Saccharomycetes, Saccharomycetales, Saccharomycetaceae. The coding region runs from base 1 to 4962 and encodes 1653 amino acids.
AUGAGUGACCUACCCAUUGAAUUUACUGAAUUGGUCGAUCUGACGUCUCUAGGAAUUUCCCCUCAAUUCCUAGACUUUAGAUCAACCACUUUUGAAAGUGACCACUUCGUCACCGUCAGGGAAACGAAGGAUGGUUCGAACUCCGUUGCGAUUGUGGAUCUGGCUAAGAGUAAUGAAGUGACAAGGAAGAAUAUGGGCGGUGAUUCUGCUAUUAUGCAUCCUUCUCAAAUGGUUAUUUCCGUCAGAGCCAACGGCACCAUCGUACAGAUAUUCAACUUAGAGACCAAGAGCAAGCUGAAGUCUUUCACUUUAGACGAACCGGUUAUUUUUUGGAGAUGGUUGAGUGAGACCACUUUGGGUUUUGUCACAGCAAGAUCCAUACUGACUUCGAAUGUCUUUGAUGGUAACGUAAACGCCAAACCUCAAUUGCUCACCACAAGACAUGCCAACUUGAAUAAUACCCAAAUUAUCAAUUUUGUAGGCAAUAAAAAUCUUGAUUGGUUCGCUGUUGUUGGUAUCUUACAAGAAAAUGGCCGCAUCGCCGGUAGAAUCCAAUUAUUCUCCAAACAACGUAAUAUUUCGCAAGCUAUUGACGGGCAUGUGGCCACCUUCACUAAUAUAUUACUAGAAGGUAAUGGCUCAACACCAAUACAAGUUUUCGUUACCGGUAAUAGAAAUGCCACCACAGGUGCUGGCGAAUUAAGAAUCAUUGAGAUCGAUCAUGAUGCUUCUUUGCCAUCUCAGUAUCAGAAAAAGACCACCGAUAUCUUCUUUCCGCCGGAUGCUACAAAUGAUUUUCCUAUUGCUGUCCAGGUUUCUGAAAAAUACGGCAUAAUUUACCUAUUAACCAAAUACGGUUUCAUCCACUUGUACGAACUGGAAACCGGCACCAAUCUAUUUGUUAAUAGAAUUACUGCAGAAUCUGUUUUUACCGCUGCCCCUUACAAUCACGAAAACGGUAUAGCGUGCAUCAACAAGAAAGGUCAAGUUUUGGCAGUCGAAAUUUCCAUUUCCCAAAUUGUUCCAUACAUCCUGAACAAAUUAUCCAAUGUAUCACUAGCCUUGACUGUCGCUACAAGAGGUGGUUUGCCAGGUGCAGAUGAUUUAUUCCAAAAGCAAUUUGAAUCAUUAUUACAACAGAAUGACUACCAAAACGCUGCUAAAGUUGCAGCUUCGUCUACUUCUUUGAGAAAUCAAAAUACUAUCAACAGAUUGAAAAACAUCCAAGCCCCCCCAGGUGCGAUUUCUCCUAUCCUACUGUACUUUUCAACGUUAUUGGAUAAAGGCAAAUUGAAUAAAGAGGAGACCAUUGAAUUGGCUAGACCAGUUUUACAACAAGAUAGGAAGCAAUUGUUCGAAAAAUGGCUAAAGGAAGAUAAGUUGGAAUGUUCGGAAGAACUGGGUGACAUUGUUAAGCCAUUCGACACUACUUUGGCUCUAGCUUGUUACUUAAGAGCAAGUGCUCACGCAAAAGUUAUUUCGUGUUUGGCUGAGCUGCAACAGUUUGAGAAAAUUAUUCCUUACUGUCAAAAGGUCAAUUAUCAACCUAACUUCUUGGUGCUAAUCUCUUCUUUGAUUAGGUCGUCACCAGACAGGGCUUCCGAAUUUGCCGUAUCUCUAUUGCAAAAUCCAGAAGCCGCCUCUCAAAUUGACAUUGAAAAGAUUGCCGAUCUAUUUUUUUCUCAGAAUCAUAUUCAACAAGGUACUUCUCUACUGUUGGACGCCCUGAAAGGAGACACUCCAGACCAAGGCCACUUGCAAACUCGAGUUCUUGAAGUCAAUCUACUACACGCACCUCAAGUUGCUGACGCUAUCUUGGGUAACAAUAUCUUUUCUCAUUAUGAUAAACCAACCAUUGCUUCAUUGUCCGAGAAAGCAGGGCUAUAUCAGAGAGCUUUGGAAAAUUACACAGACAUAAAAGAUAUUAAGAGAUGCGUUAUUCAUACCAGUGCUUUGCCUAUUGAUUGGUUGGUCGGCUAUUUUGGUAAGUUGAAUGUUGAACAAUCUUUAGCGUGCUUGAAAGCCCUAAUGGAUAACAAUAUUCAGACUAAUGUUCAAACUGUAGUCCAAGUGGCCACUAAGUUCUCUGACCUGAUCGGUCCUUCGAUUUUAAUCAAGUUGUUCGAAGACUACAACGCUACUGAAGGGUUGUACUACUACUUAGCCUCUUUGGUCAACCUAACAGAAGACAAGGAUGUUGUUUACAAAUACAUUGAAGCUGCUGCUAAAAUGAAGCAGUACAGAGAAAUCGAAAGAAUCGUCAAGGACAAUAGUGUAUACGACCCAGAAAGAGUCAAGAAUUUCUUGAAAGAUGCAAACUUGGAAGAUCAAUUACCUUUGGUAAUUGUUUGCGAUCGUUUCAAUUUUGUUCAUGAAAUGAUUUUGUAUUUGUACAAAUCACAAAACUUGAAAUUCAUCGAAACUUAUGUUCAGCAAGUUAACCCUUCCAAAACUGCUCAAGUUGUUGGUGCGCUAUUAGACAUGGACUGCGAUGAGAAAUUUAUUCAACAUUUACUCCAAUCAGUCCUAGGUCAAGUUCCCAUUGAUGAAUUGACUACUGAAGUAGAGAAAAGAAAUAGAUUAAAGAUAUUGUUACCUUUCCUAGAACAAAGUUUGAGUCAGGGCAUUCAAGAUCAGGCCGUUUACAAUGCAUUGGCUAAAAUUUAUAUCGAUUCCAAUAACUCCCCUGAAAAGUUUUUAAAGGAAAAUGACCAAUACGACACUUUAGAUGUCGGUCACUACUGCGAAAAAAGAGAUCCAUACCUUGCUUAUAUCGCGUACGAAAAGGGCCAAAAUGAUGAUGACUUGAUCAGAAUUACUAACGAAAAUAGCAUGUACAAGUAUCAGGCUAGAUAUUUGUUGGAACGUUCUGACCUAGAUUUAUGGAACAAAGUUUUGAAUUCAGAGAAUAUCCAUAAAAGACAGUUAAUCGAUUCAGUCAUCUCCGUUGGUAUCCCUGAAUUGACGGACCCUGAACCUGUUUCUUUAACCGUUCAAGCGUUCAUGACCAAUGGUUUGAAACUGGAACUAAUAGAAUUGUUAGAAAAGAUUAUAUUAGAACCUUCUCCUUUCAACGAAAAUGUAGCCUUGCAAGGCUUACUAUUAUUGUCCGCUAUCAAGUAUGAACCAACUAAAGUUUCAAGCUAUAUUGAAAAAUUAGAUAACUACGAUGCCGAUGAAAUCGCACCAUUAUGUAUCGAGCAUGAUUUGAAAGAGGAAGCUUUUGAAAUUUACGACAAGCAUGAGAUGUACGGUAAAGCCUUGAAGGUUUUGGUUGAAGAUAUCAUGUCCUUAGAUAGAGCCGCAGCUUACGCUGAUAAGAUCAAUAGCUCUGAAUUAUGGUCUCAAAUUGGUACUGCCCAGUUAGAUGGCUUGAGAAUUCCUGAUGCUAUUGAGUCAUAUAUCAAAGCAGAAGACCCAUCCAAUUACGAAAAUGUGAUUGAUAUUGCUGAACAAGCCAGCAAAUACGAAGAAUUGAUUCCUUACUUACUAAUGGCUAGGAAAGCUUUGAAGGAACCAAAGAUCGAUGGCGCUUUAAUCUUGGCUUACGCGGAACUAAAUAAGAUUCAUGAAAUUGAAAACUUGUUAGUGGGCUCUAAUGUCGCAAACUUGAAUCAAGUUGGUGAUAAACUAUUUGAAAACAAGGAAUAUAAAGCGGCCAGAUUGUGUUACUCUGCAGUUUCCAACUAUUCCAAACUUGCUUCCACUUUGGUUUACUUGGGCGAUUAUCAAUCUGCUGUGGAUACUGCUAGGAAAGCUUCAAACAUCAAAGUUUGGAAACUAGUUAAUGACGCUUGUAUUGAAAAGAAAGAGUUUAAGUUAGCCCAAAUUUGCGGGUUGAAUUUGAUUGUUCAUGCAGAAGAAUUAGAUGAACUAGUACAAAAGUAUGAAUCAAACGGUUUCUUCGAAGAACUGAUUGCAUUGUUCGAAGCCGGUUUAGGUUUAGAACGUGCUCAUAUGGGUAUGUUCACUGAAUUAGCCAUUCUGUAUUCUAAAUACGAACCAGAAAAGUCUUUCGAACACUUGAAGCUAUUCUGGUCCAGAAUUAAUAUUCCAAAGGUAAUUAGAGCGAUCGAACAAGCUCACCUAUGGUCUGAAUUGGUGUUUUUGUAUGCCCACUACGAUGAAUGGGAUAAUGCCGCCUUAACUUUGAUCGAGAAGUCAACGAAAGAUUUAGAUCAUGCUUAUUUCAAGGAAGUUAUUGUAAAAGUUUCUAACUUAGAAAUCUACUACAAGGCUAUCAAUUUCUACGUCAAAUUCCAUCCAUCAUUACUAGUCGAUCUUUUGACCGCUUUAACGCCAAGGUUGGAUAUUCCAAGAACCGUUAAAAUCUUUUCCAAAUCCGAUAACUUACCUCUAAUCAAGCCAUUUUUAAUAAAUGUUCUGCCAAAAAAUAACUCCGUUGUUAAUCAAGCCUACCAUGAUCUGAUGAUCGAAGAGGAAGAUUACAAAGCUUUACAAGAUGCUGUUGAUUCAUACGACAAAUUCGAUCAAUUAGGCUUGGCAUCUCGCUUGGAAUCUCACCAGUUAGUUUUCUUCAAGAAAAUUGCCGCUUUAUUAUAUCGUAGAAAUAAAAAAUGGUCGAAGAGUCUUUCUAUCCUGAAGGAAGAAAAACUGUGGAAGGACACUAUUGAAACGGCAGCUAUCUCUCAAGACGCAAAGGUGGUAGAAGAUCUAAUGACCUAUUUUGUUGAAACUGGUAACAAGGAAGCUUUUGUUGCAUUACUAUAUGUUGCAUACAACUUGGUGAGAUUUGACUUCGUCUUGGAAAUAUCAUGGAUGAAUUCUUUGGAAGACUACAUUAAACCAUAUGAAAUAUCUGUAAAGAAAGAGCAGAACGAUUCCAUUAGAAAAAUCUCCCAAGAGCUGGCUGAAAAGUCAGGCUCUAAUGAAGAACAAAGGGAUGGCCAACCUUUGAUGUUGAUGAAUAGUGCAAUGAAUUUACAACCCACUGGAUUCUAA